Messenger RNA from Onychostruthus taczanowskii (white-rumped snowfinch), 1725 nucleotides. RefSeq names its product zinc finger and BTB domain containing 45 (gene ZBTB45). The record is from RefSeq and is a predicted model, not a curated record. The transcript is spliced from 3 exons. Gene Ontology annotation, biological process: regulation of transcription by RNA polymerase II. Bases 24 to 1079 code for a protein of 351 amino acids. Gene Ontology annotation, molecular function: DNA-binding transcription factor activity, RNA polymerase II-specific; RNA polymerase II cis-regulatory region sequence-specific DNA binding; protein binding. Lineage: Eukaryota; Metazoa; Chordata; Aves; Passeriformes; Passeridae.
GUCCCCCCGCUGUCCCCGCCGCCAUGCCGGAGGCCGUGCACUACAUCCACCUGCACAACUUCAGCCGCUCGCUGCUGGAGACGCUCAACGGGCAGCGCGUGGCCGGCCACUUCUGCGACGUCACCGUGCGCAUCCGCGAGGCCUCGCUGCGCGCCCACCGCUGCGUGCUGGCCGCCGGCAGCCCCUUCUUCCACGACAAGCUGCUGCUGGGCCACUCGGCCAUCGAGGUGCCGCCCGUGGUGCCCUCGGCCGCCGUGCGCCAGCUGGUCGAGUUCCUCUACAGCGGCAGCCUGGUGGUGGCCCAGUCCGAGGCGCUGCACAUCCUCACGGCCGCCUCCGUGCUGCAGAUCAAGACGGUCAUCGACGAGUGCACGCAGAUCAUCUCGCAGGCCCGCGGCCCCGCCGCGCCGCCCGCACACCUGGGGGCCCUGGGGAUACAUCUGGGGACCCCGGGGACACACCUGGGGUACCAACCCACACUGACCCACACUGACCAGUACCAACCCACGCUGACCCACACUGACCAGUACCAACCCACACUGACCCACAAUGACCAGUACCAACCCACACUGACCCACAAUGACCAGUACCAACCCACACUGACCAUUCCCCCCGUUUUCAUCUCCGCAGGCGAGAAGCCCCACCAGUGCUCCAUCUGCUGGCGCUCCUUCUCCCUGCGGGACUACCUGCUCAAGCACAUGGUGACCCACACGGGCGUGCGCGCCUUCCAGUGCGGCGUCUGCUGCAAGCGCUUCACCCAGAAGAGCUCCCUCAACGUGCACAUGCGCACGCACCGCCCCGAGCGCUUCCAGUGCCGCCUCUGCACCAAGGGCUUCUCCCACCGCACCCUCCUGGAGCGCCACGCCGCCACCUCCCACCCUGUGCCGCCGCCGGGGCCGCCGCCGGGGCCAGCACCGGGGCCACAGCCCGGGCUGCCGCUGGGGCCACCGCCUGGGCUGCCACCAGGGCCACCGCCGGGGCUGCCACUGGGGCCGCCGCCGGGACCGCCACCGGAGCCUGGACUGGGCACGUGGCCGGGGCCGGACGUGGCGGGCGCUGGCCCCACUCACACGGCCUGAAGGGGGGGUCCCUGCCCCUGGAAGGGCCUUGAGGGUGAGCCCGGGGGCUCCUCGGUGCCCACGGGUGCAGUGGAGCAGCCGGGGUGAAGCCUGGAGGAAGCGUCGGGGAUGUUCUCCGUGGGAUUCAGGAGGCUGUGGGGACGUUCCUGGUGACAGCAGGAGGGGAGCAGGGCGCCCUGAUGGGAACGGGGACGUGGGGAAGGGCCGGGGCUCCUAGCAGCAGCGGGAGCACGGGGCAAAUCCCGCCGGGAGCCGUGCCCAGGAGGUGCCGGCAGGAGGAGGCCGGCGGUGGCCAACUCCGGGAAAAACGGAGCCUGGGAAUCCCUGUGGCCCUGGGGGGAGGGUGAUGAUGUCAUUGACCUGAUGGGACCCAUGGAAUGUUCUGGAACUGCUCUGGGCACAGGGAUUGGAUGGAUGGACCAUGAGUGGCCAUGGAGAUGCUCGGAGGGCUGGACCAUGAGGGUGAUGAUGUCAUUGACCUGAUGGCACCCCUGGAAUGUUUUGGAACUGCUCUGGGCACAGGGAUUGGAUGGAUGGACCAUGAGUGGCCAUGGAGAUGCUCGAAGGGCUGGACCAUGAGGGUGAUGACAUCAUUGACCCGAUGGGACCCCUGGAAUGUUCUGGAACUGAUGUGGACACAGGGAUU